This is a messenger RNA of Oreochromis aureus, 5363 nucleotides long. RefSeq names its product protein O-linked mannose N-acetylglucosaminyltransferase 1 (beta 1,2-) (gene pomgnt1). The record is from RefSeq and is a predicted model, not a curated record. Bases 399 to 2360 code for a protein of 653 amino acids. Gene Ontology annotation, biological process: protein O-linked glycosylation via N-acetylgalactosamine. Gene Ontology annotation, cellular component: Golgi membrane. The transcript has 21 exons. Gene Ontology annotation, molecular function: beta-1,3-galactosyl-O-glycosyl-glycoprotein beta-1,3-N-acetylglucosaminyltransferase activity. Lineage: Eukaryota; Metazoa; Chordata; Actinopteri; Cichliformes; Cichlidae.
AGGACCUCUGUGACGUAUUUUGCUCUGCGACAGAAACUCUGUGUAUGUUGCGGUUUAAAGCUACUUUUCUGGAAGCAUCUGCUUACUAUGGAAUAUAAAUGGCACUACAAGACUUACUGAACACUCCGUGAUUAAUGAUGUUCAUACGUGAACAGAAAAGAAGCGGCUGGAGCAUGUUAAAGCCCCGUACAGUCACAUGGCAGUUUGGUGUCGUCGGCUAAACUUGGUGACUAUUUGUGCACAGUGCCUUUUUAUUCGCGUCUCUUGUUUAGCUCAGGUGAGCAUGUAAGAGUCAGCCGUGUUUUGGUGGUGUGGAGUUGUGCAUGUCCCGGUUGCAGAAAGUGGAGGAGAGCAGGCGGAGGGCGUGAGCUGUGUCCAGGCGGCUGUCGGUGUCCGGGAUGGAGACCUGGACCCCCAAUCCCCGAGCUAAGCCCUUCAUCCCCCGCCAGCAGAGGAGUCUCUAUCUCACCUGGAAAUACAAAUUGACCAACAAGAGGACGAUUCGCCGGUUCUGUCAGGCUGGUGCCGUGUUGUUUCUGCUGAUAACCGUCAUAGUCAACAUUAAACUCAUCCUGGAUACGAGAAGAGUUGCCAGUGAAGAUGCAGCAGCCCAAGAAUAUGAGGAUGUUAUUCCUAACAUGGAGACAGCACGCAGGCCAGCUAAUGGACGCAAAGUCCUCGACAUUGAGGUGUACUCCAGCCGCUCCAAGGUCUACGUGGCAGUAGAUGGCACCACGGUGCUGGAAGAUGACAUGCGAGAACAAGGCAGAGGGAUCCAUGUGAUAGUUCUCAACCAAGCAACUGGUCAUGUGAUGGCCAAGAGGAUAUUUGACACCUACUCUCCCCAUGAGGAUGAAGCCAUGAUCCUGUUCCUCAAUAUGGUGACUCGUGGUCGAAUCCUCAUCUUUACCAUAAAGGAUGAGGGCACAUUCCACUUGAAGGAUGCUGCUAAGAACCUGCUCAAGAGUCUGGGUAGCCAGGUGUCCCUCAAUCUGAGCUGGAGAGACAUGUGGACUCUAGUGGUGAAGAAAGGAGGUCAGGUUUAUGGAGAGAAGCAUUCAAAGUCUCCAGCUCUGUCUACCUGGGGAGACCCAGUGCUGCUCAAGACUGAAGUGCAACUUACUGCCUCUGAAGAGGCAGAGUGCCACUGGGCAGACACGGAGCUGAACAGGAGGAGGAAACUCUUCUGCAGCAAGGUGGAAGGAUACGGCAGCAUCUGCAGCUGCAAGGAUCCGGCACCCGUAGAGUUUAAUCCCGACCCUCUCCCCAACAAUAAUGUUUUCAAUGUCCCAGUGGCCGUUAUUGCAGGAAACAGACCUAACUAUCUCUACCGCAUGCUGAGGUCACUUCUUUCAGCUCAUGGUGUUAACCCACAGAUGAUCACAGUCUUCAUUGAUGGAUAUUAUGAGGAGCCAAUGGAUGUUGUUGACCUGUUUGGACUGAAGGGAGUUCAACACACACCUAUCAGCAUCAAGAAUGCCAGAGUGUCUCAGCACUACAAAGCGAGUCUGACUGCAACCUUCAAUCUUCACCCAGAUGCUAAUUAUGCCAUUGUACUAGAAGAAGAUCUUGAUAUAUCCAUUGACUUCUUCAGCUUCCUGAGUCAGACCAUCCACCUGCUGGAUGAGGAUGACAGCCUGUACUGUAUUUCAGCCUGGAACGACCAGGGCUAUGAGCACACAGCAGAGGACCCAGCCCUGCUCUACAGAGUGGAGAGUAUGCCCGGCCUGGGCUGGGUGCUGAAGAAAAGCCUCUACAAAGAUGAGCUGGAGCCAAAAUGGCCUACACCCGAAAAGCUGUGGGACUGGGACAUGUGGAUGCGAAUGCCAGAGCAGAGGAAAGGCCGAGAGUGUAUCAUCCCUGACGUGUCCCGCUCCUACCACUUCGGCAUCAUCGGCCUCAACAUGAAUGGCUAUUUUCACGAGGUGUAUUUCAAAAAGCACAAGUUCAACACUGUUCCCAAUGUACAACUGAAGAACGUGGGCAGCUUGAAGAAAGAUGCUUAUGAAGUUGAAAUCCAGAACCUGCUGAAAGAGGCAGAGGUGCUAGACCACACCAAAAACCCAUGUGAGGACUCAUUCCUGCCUGACUCUGAGGGGAAGAUCUACAUCAUGUUCAUUAAGAUGGAGUCUGAAACAGAUACAUCCACUUGGACCGAGCUUGCCAAGUGCCUGCACGUUUGGGAUCUAGAUGUUCGGGGGUACCACAGAGGUUUAUGGCGGCUCUUCAGAAAAAGGAACCACGUGUUGGUCGUGGCUGUUCCGAUCUCUCCGUACUCUGUGAGGAAACCAGCGAAUGUUACUCCCAUUCAUUUAGAGCCUCCUCCUAAAGAAGAGGGAGCACCGGUGGAGCAGAUGUAGAUCUGAUGUCACACACACACACACACACACACACACACACACACACACACACACACACACACACACACACACACACACACACACACACACACACACACACACACACACACACACACACACACACACAAACACACAAAAACAGAAACAGAGACUUCAACAAGCCCUGGCCUUAACACUACAACUUCUCUCCAACAACGAACAUUAAUAAUCCAGCCUGGGGCCCAGAGCUACAGGUCUGACUUGGGUACAAGAGGAUACCUGGACACUGAGUCUAUUUUUUAUGUUGGAGGAAGAAUUAACACUACAAACAGCACUGGUGAGUCCGUCCAGCAGUGAUGCUAAAACUAGUUAUAGUUAAUUGUGAUUGUUCAACCACAACAGUGUACAGCUGCCACAACAGCUGUGUCUUUUUGUGGAUCGAUCACUAAGCUACGUCUUUGACAGAACAGUACAACUGACACAAACACACUGACCUGAAUGAAGCCAGUGCUCCUCAUAGUUUGGUGUUUUAACUACUGAGUGUUUGUCCAUUUUUGUACAUACAUUUUAACGAAUCUCUAUUUAUUUUACAUCUGUCAAAAGUUAGUGAUUUUUUUUCUAAAUAAGAAAAUCCACUUUGAUCAAGUUCAAUGCAUUUUUAAGAGUCUAACUUUUACAAUGAAAAAAUGUAAACGUUUCAUUAUCUGUGUGUGUGUGUGUGUGUGUGUGUGUGUGUCUAAAAUCUAAAAGUUGGCAUAUUUCUCAGCAUUGGAUAUUGAGUGUAAAAGCCCCAUGGGUUUGUACCGUUAUUGACUGUUUAGAUCACUUGCCUCUGAUUAGGUUGAUGAUGUAAUCUGAAAGGUGGCCGUGAGACAAAAACCUGAAAAGUCAUACUUUUAACAACAUGUGCUGCAUCUAAAAACAGAACAAUUACAAAGGCUGUGAUGUUAAUGUGCGCUCACCUACAAAAUGAUGCACGUUGAACAAACCGCUUUAAAUUCUGACUUUUUUUUCUUCUUUUUUUUUAUUUAGUAAAUUGACCUUUUUCCAUGUAAUUAUCUGUUUCUGGUAAAGUUCACUACGGGCUUUUGUUCUGUCAGGGGAAAAAAGCGUGUGGCCCUCCCAGUACCAACAAGUAAUAAUUGACACAGGAACUGAAAAUCAUAAUUAACAAUCAAUAGGAACGAAACCCUUUUGUUGUGUACCCCCCAAAAAUGCAGGAAAAUCCGUGUCUAGGAUCAGAGCUAAAUAUGCAAACUUAUGUGCUAAACAAACAGUUCAGGAUAUUUGUAUCCUAGCACUGCAUUUACGUGUGUACGCAUUAUUUUUUUUAUUUAUUUUUUUUUGUUUUUUUUUUUCCCCCCCUCCAGAGGCAGACGCACUUUUUUUUCUGUGCUUGCUGCUGUUUUUGAGAUACAAGUGACAGCGGCAGCUGCAUAAGGUGCUGAACAUCCAGUUGCUUCUUUUGUUUCCUGAUCGAACAGUGUUCAACUACUGAAGCUACUAAAAACCUACUUUGUACACAGCCAUCCAGUCACACAGGAGAAGGGCUCGGAUAACAAGAACACCUGGUAUAAACCCUAAAGAACCGAGUGCAAUUUCUCUGCUUGUACCAAAUGAAAUCCCCAAACUAGCACUUUAGUCAUAUAUUAAUUAAGUCAUUGUGGGUCAGACAUCACAGCAGGCAGGUACUUGCAACCAGCUACUUCCUGGAUGCAGCAUAUGUGUUAAAAAACUGAAUUAUUUCUAUUAUUUUAUUUUUUUUCUAGUUUCUUAGUAUGCAUGUCAAUUUUGGUCUCUCUCAACCAUCCUGGAGGCCAGAGGCUCCACCACUUCCAUCCACUGAAGGUAGCAAUGUGAAAAGAGGUACUAAAUCUUCGUUACGCAUGUUUAUAUUUUUGAGUUCCUCAUUGCAGUGUUAUCCAUUUUUAAGAGUAGUGAAAAAGUGAGAUUUAUUUGAUAAUCUCACUGGCCGCAUUCAAUGCCCUGAGAUGCAGCUUAGAGAGAGUGUGUGGGUGUAUGGUUGAGUGAGAACCGCUCUUUCUCUUGUAGUUUUUAUAACUGGUGGUCAAAUAGAAACCCAACCCUUCAAGAAAAUGUUGUUGUUAUUUAUGGUAAGUAAUGCAAAAACAAACCAAGUAUUAUCUGCUCAUGGAUACAUUUAUUUUGAACGUCACACUAUAGAACUGAUUAAUAAUUUAUUAACUCUGUACCGGUCAUGUUAUCUUUAUCAAAUGUUAUGUUAUCAAACAACUGUUAUGGAUGUUUCAGGCAAUUAAAAAUAGAAAGAUAAUUGAAACAUUUGUUUCACUUAAGGUCUAAAAACACUGACUUUUAAUCCAGAUGUUGAUAUACUGCCAGAAGUAUUCAAAGAAUGUGGAGUUUUUAACCAUUUUAACAGAGAGAGGGGUGUGUGUGUGUGUGUGUGUGUGUGUGUGUGUGUGUGUGUGUGUGUGUGUGUGUGUGUGUGUGUGUGUGUGUGUGUGUGUGUGUGUGUGUGUGUGUGUGUGUGUGUGUGUGUGUGUGUGUGUGUGUGUGUGUGUGUGUGUGUGUGUGUGUGUGUGUGUGUGUGUGUGGAAGAGAUACUGGACAUGUGCUUUUCAGCUGAUGUAAGAAUGCUUUAACCAAAUGAAUUUGCAUUUAUUUUAAUGCUCUGUUAGUAUUUGCAGUCUUUUGAUUGGACAGUGUUUACCUGUCAGACUGAACCACUCAAGUUGGGGCUAAGUUUAAGUCCCAGUGUGUUUCUCUGGUUUUAGAUCUCUGCACAUUGUCUUUUUUUCUCUCUCUCGAUUGUUCUUCAUUUCACUUUGGUGUUGCUGCUUCUCUGGGUUUCAAGGGUUAAAUUGAAUUGAAUCAUUGUUUCCAUAGCAAUACAGUUGAUUUAAUGCUGUGGCAGGAUUCUGAAAAUACUGGAAAGUGCUUCGUAUGAGUGACACAGGAGGAUCUGUGGACUUGAAUGCAGUUUGACAUGUAUGAGUUUCUUUUAUCUUGGAGAUGAAUAAAGAUUUUUUUUUUUUAAACUCA